Molecule: messenger RNA, 2340 nt
Organism: Lingula anatina
Lineage: Eukaryota; Metazoa; Brachiopoda; Lingulata; Lingulida; Lingulidae
Product: ras-related protein Rab-31
Molecular function (GO): GTP binding; GTPase activity
Source: RefSeq, a predicted model, not a curated record
UUGGGUCAGCUGUCAAGAACAGGAAACAUGAGAGUUGUCGUUGCUCUUCUAACAUGAAGCAGAUAGAAGCAAAAAUUGUAGUACUUGGCUCUCAGGGAGUUGGCAAAACCAGUGUUGUGACCAGAUAUGUUACUCAAACAUACAAACAUGUCAGUCCUACCAUUGGGGCCUCCUUUUUCACCUGCAAAGUGACCAUAGGGGACUACAGAGUGAAAAUGAGUGUGUGGGACACAGCAGGUCAGGAGAGGUUCAGAUCUAUGGCUCCCAUGUAUUACAGGAAAGCCAAUGCUGCAAUGCUUGUAUAUGAUAUUUCUAAUAAAGAUUCUUUUGAUGAUAUAAAAAUGUGGGUCAAUGAGUUGAAGAAGAACAUUGACAGCUAUGUAGUUCUCUGUUUACUUGGAAACAAAUGUGAUUUAUCCGAAACAGAGCGGGAGGUGAAGACAGACGAGGCUCAGGAGUAUGCUGCUUCCAUUGAUGCGCUGUUCUAUGAAACAUCUGCUUUAUCAGACAUAGGUAUUCAGGAUGCUUUCAUGAAAGUUGGAAAAAAAUUAAUAGACUUGAUAGAAAACAGACCUGAUCUUCACAUAGAGGGAUUGGAACAGUACAAUAUAAGACAAAAUGGAGAACUUGCUGGAAACCAGGCAGAGGGGUCUGUACGUCUAGAAAAUACAACAGAGGAAAAGAAAAAUUGUUGUGGGAGAUGACAUCUUUCAUUGAUAUACAGUGAUAAAAACAAAUUUCUGAGAUAUUCAGUUUUCCCUGGGGUUUAACCAUUUAUCCAUACUACAAUUACCUCAAACCAGCAAAAUUAAUGAAACCAUGGUUUUGUUUGUAAAUGGUUUAGUACAAUUCCUGGGUGAAAAGUGGCCAUGGUGCUGAAUGGUUUUCCAAGUCAAUGACCUUAAUAAUGUAAUAGAGAAUUAGUUUAUUACAUGUAUAUAUAAUAAGACAAAUGAUGAAAAUAUACGUUGUGAUACAUGUUCAGGUUGAUUCUGUCUAGUUUUAUAGAUCAUUCCAGUUAACAAUGGAUGAUUUGGAAUGAUGAUAAAAGUACAGUUCAACUUGACUGCAAAAUUUAUCAUAAAUCUGCCUCAAAUAUUUUUUCUUAGAAGAGUUACAAAUGUAUGUAGUGUGUGGGCAUAUUCAUCAGCUCAAAAAGACAGACAUAGUACAAGUUACUAGUUUUAGGUUACAUGGAGAGAGUCAAGUGUUUAAAAACACAUACUCUGCCUGUGUUUCUUUGCAUAUUGUGACCCUGACAUCAUGAUAUUUGGGCUGUCUUGGGAAAAAUAAGUAAGUAAUCACUGGAGCUUGGGCAAUUGCAUUUGGCUGUCUUUUAGUCCAAUUACCAUUCCUGUUUGUAGUUAAAAUGCACUGUAUCAAAACCUGAAGAGGUAAAGAAAAUGGGACACUGUUUGUUUUUUUUUUUGAGUUGAUGCAUACGAAGAAGUUUUAGUAUAGAGAAAUCAGCAUUUGUGGUUUUGUGGAGCAUCUUGUAUCAGUUUUAGCUGAUAUUUGGGGGCUUCCACUCUGGUAAAAAAUUAAUCUUCCAUUCCAUUGCUUGUGUCAGGUUUUUCAAUGAGAUUACUUUUUUAACCAUCUUGUCUUGCCCAUCUAGUCCCUGUUGCUUCUUGUGAUGUCAGAUAAUUAUGAAUUUCAGAUCAACGGGUAUUUUUGGUAUAACAUGGCAUUGAUAGUAGAAAUCCUUAGUUAUAUGUAGACUUAAGACAUGCACAAAAUCAUUUCAUGCUGGUCAUGGUGUUAAAAUUUGGCCCAUUAGUAGAGUCUUAGUUUUUGAGAAAUCAGUACCAGCUUUUUUUUUCAACUUGUAAAGGUGCUUUGUGCUAAUAAUGCUUAUUUGUAGAAAAUGGGACCAAUUGAAAUUUUUGAUUCAUCAUGUGCAAUUCACUCUGUCUAUAAUUCUUUUAUUUAUUUAUUUAUUUAUUUAUUUAUUUAUUUAUUUAUUUAUUUAUUUUUCACCAGUUGUACUCCCUUGUGCUGUCUGUUUGACAGAGAAGUUUUACAUCAAGAUAGUAUUUACACGAGUGAAUUUUGAAAUCUUUGCAGAUUGUUCUCCAGAUUUGAAAAUACAUUGUUUGUAUAGAUUUGACCAAAUUGAAAAUGGGGUGGUAUAAUGUAUUUAGAUAAGAUAUUCGUGUGCAGAUAAGAAGAUAAAAUGGAUUACUUUUUAGACAGAUUCAGGGGAAUUGCAGGAGAGCAGCUCAGGUGGUGUGAAUGCUGUAAGUUACUGGGCUUGCUUUGAAUAUACAUGUAAAAUGAUUUGUGUUCCAGUCUGGAGUUUUGACAAUAUGUCUCUUACUGGGUGUCUACUUCCUUUUU